Molecule: messenger RNA, 1966 nt
Organism: Eruca vesicaria subsp. sativa (arugula)
Lineage: Eukaryota; Viridiplantae; Streptophyta; Magnoliopsida; Brassicales; Brassicaceae
Source: the annotation of a GenBank genome assembly
CUUACUUGAAUUAAAUUCUCACAAUCCGAGCCGAAACUUCUCAUCAACUGAUUAAAAAUCUAUAUUCCAAAUCCAAAUUUUGUUGAAUUGAUUCUUCUCAAUGAUAUCAAGAGAUCAUCAUCACCAUCAGGAUCCUUUGGAUACAACAGCCAAUUCAAACCACAUGAAACCCUUCAUCGUCGCGCCUUCAUCAAUAACGUUGUCGCAAUCGUCGUGGCUGGAGGUCCGUUUGUUCUACGUCCGCAUCUCCCCGUGCGUCGUUGACAACGUCCCUGACUUUCUCACCCUCCGUCACCCUCGCCGCGAAACCGGCGCUACCCUCGAGGUUAACGGCGUCCGCAUUCCUUCCUCCCAGACAACCUCUCUUAAACUCCGCCGUGACAAAGUCGAUCGCGAGUCUUCGGAGGUGACUUACGUUAGCACGGAGAAAAUGCGCGUCACCGGGUACGUCGAUCUGGAGGUUUACGACGAGGAAGAUAUGGUUAUGUGCGGGAAUCUAGAUAGAAUAGAGGGAGCGCCGAAGCUUGGCGUUUCGUAUCCUUCUGUUGAGGUUUAUAUAGCUGGUUGCUGUGGAGGUGUUCCAGUGAUAUUGACUAAGACGAUUCAGGCGAGUCCAAGGAGGAAGGUGGCUAGGCACGUGACGCUCGACUCUAUCCCCAAGGACGUAGAAGUUGAGAAAGAGCAUGAAGAGGUUGUUACCACUGGUGAUGGAUUCUCACAUCAACGGAAAUUACGUAUUAUGGAAGAAUCAGCAGAAGUUAAUGAUGACUAUGAUGAUGAUGAGUGUGAGAUGAAAUUGGGACAGAGUUACUACUACUACCCAGAAGGGGAAGGGAUGUACGUGGAUGAGGAUGGUCAACUCUCAUGGUUCAAUGCAGGUGUAAGAGUUGGAGUUGGGAUAGGGCUUGGGAUGUGUCUUGGUGUAGGCAUUGGAGUUGGAUUGCUCAUGCGUUCUUAUCAAGCUACUACUAGUAACCUUCGUAGGAGAGUUCGAUCUUGUUGUGGCUGCCAAAUUCUGAAGUUUGUGUGUGUUUUGGUUCCUCUUUCUAAGGCAAAGCCCCCUCAAAUUGUUUUGAAUUCAUCCCAUAAACCAAUUUUCCUCUCUGCUCUUGGAAAGUAUCUAGAAGAAGAAGACGAAGCACAUGAAAUGAGCAAGAUCCGUUCGACUGCGACAAUAUCCCAUCGUGACCACCCAUCUCCUCUCGUCGUCACACUCAACUGCGUCGAGGAUUGUAAUCUCGAGCAUGACUCACUCGUGGGCAUCGCUGGUAUCGAAUACGUCCCUCUCAGUCGUAUCGCCGAUGAGGACUCUUUGAAGCGUGAAUCUGAUACAAAGGUUCACCAUGGUAACAACAUUCAAGCCUCCUCCGCUCCAAGCAGUGUACUUGUGACGUUGUAUUGUGGAUUGAUACUCCUCAAAAGUGAUAUUUGCAUCUGUUCUGAAAGCAACGCAUCUUCUCCUGCUUUUACUUACUCAUUUCUUAUUGUCCAAAAAGCUGGUGAAAUGCUACAUGUUGCCCAAGCAUUCAUUGAAAAGAGUUACCAUCCCACAGUCAUAUGCCGAGCUUAUAAUAAGGCUCUGGAGGAUGCCAUCGCUGUUCUUGACAAGAUUGCCAUGUCAAUCCAUGUUAAUGACCUACUAGACAGCUACAAGAUUAAAAAGGUGAGCUUCACAGGAAGUAAAAAAAUGGAAUCCUCUUUCUUCAGCCGUGUAAGGUUAGGAAUCAGUGAUGCUGCGCUAUGGAACUUGACGGUGAAGGCUUAUCUGGAUAUGGGUUUUUUAAAGAAGAUGCUGGCGAGACCUGUCUUCUCAAUUUCAGACAAGGGAAGAGUAGUUAGUUGGGCAUGGGCUUUUCUUGUAAACACUGGAAGCUGCCAGCUGCUGGAUGAAACUAUAGCUGUGAAACAACUUGUGAUUGAUGGCACUAUCUAUAGAGCUGGCUGCGCUCUUGAAGGUCCUCAAUGA